CAGAUCUGUCGGAAACUUCGGCGCCAGGUUCAAUUCAGCUGCAGUGAACAACAGUAGCGUUUUUGAUGUUUUUCUUUUAGCGUAAACGGUUUGCGUUUUCUUUUCGCUAACGGACAUACGGAGGCUUGUGUGCCGUGAUGGAUUAUGGGAAGGAGAGAGUAGUGGCGUUAGUGGACAUGGACUGUUUCUACGUGCAAGUGGAGCAGAGGCUGAACCCGGCUUUGAAGAACACCGCCUGUGUGGUGGCUCAGUACAAGACGUGGAAAGGAGGCGGGAUCAUAGCUGUGAGCUACGAGGCCAGGGCGCAUGGCGUCACCAGGAACAUGUGGGUGGACGACGCCAAGACACUGUGCCCAGAUCUCCAGGUGGCACGUGUGCGCGAGUCUCACGGCAAGGCAGACCUAACACAUUACAGGGAUGCGAGUGUGGAGGUGAUUGAGGUGAUGUCCCGCUUCGCUGUGAUCGAGCGAGCCAGCAUUGACGAGGCUUAUAUGGAUCUGACGGCUGCGGUACAGCAGCGGCUGAAAAACAUGUCCGGCGCACAAAUCGACCCUUGCCUGCUGAGGGCGACGUAUGUCCAGGGUUAUCCACAAAGUAGAGCCGAAGUGGAAGCAUCUGCAGAGGAUCGUGUCCUGGAUAAAGAGGAGCAGAGAAGCAGAGGUCUCCAGGAGUGGCUCACAUCCUUACCUGUGCCUCAGUCGGGGGAACAGAGCAGUGCAGACCUGCAGCUGACAGUGGGGGCGCUCAUUGUGGAGGAAAUGCGAGCAGCCGUGGAGGAACACACAGGAUUCAGCUGUUCGGCGGGGAUUUCGCACAAUAAGGUACUGGCUAAACUUGCUUGUGGACUAAACAAACCGAACCGACAAACUGUUCUGCCUCUGGACUCGGUAACAGAACUGUUCAACUCUCUACCCGUCAGCAAGAUCCGUAAUCUGGGGGGAAAGCUUGGUGCCUCCAUUACAGAAACUAUGGGAGUGGAGAACAUGGGGGAUCUGACUCGCUUCUCUCAGGCCCAGCUGGGGAUGCACUUUGGAGACAAAACUGGCCCGUGGUUGUACGACUUGUGUCGGGGGAUUGAGUUUGAAGCAGUGAAACCCAGACAGCUUCCUAAAUCCAUCGGCUGCAGUAAAAACUUCCCUGGGAAGACGUCUCUGUCUACUAAAGACCAGGUCCAGUACUGGCUUCAUCAGCUGGCUCUUGAACUGGAAGAGAGACUGACCAAGGACAAAGAAGUGAACGGCCGAGUGGGGAAGCUCUUGACAGUCGGCGUGCGUCAGCUUGGGGAUAAGAAGCAGAGCAGCUUCUCCCGCUGUUGUGCUUUAGUUCGCUACGAAGCCAAUAAGUUAUCGAGUGACAGCUUUGCCAUUAUCAAGAGCCUCAACACAGCGGGAAACCAUCAGGCUACAUGGACUCCACCCCUCACCCUGCUACACCUGUCAGCCAGCAAAUUCAGCGACGCCCCUUCAGCAAAAGGGAUCGCUGGUUUCCUGUCCGGUGAUGUCACUUCAACCCAGAGCCCUUUCGCCACCACUCAAUCAUCCACCCAGGCUCCUCAUGGAGAGAAGAAUGACUCGGUGUGUAAAGAACCUGGCACCAUCCAGUCCUUCUUUCAAAAGGCAGCUGAUAAACAAAGAAAGAAGGUAGUGAAAGAAGAAGAAGAAGAAGAGGAGGAGGAUGAAGAAGAUGCCGUCAUCCCUGUGGAGAGUUCCUCCACCUUCCAUAAAACAUUCACGACUGAUAGUCAGUCAGAGACGGAUACCAACUGCUCAGCUUCCUCCAUCAAAAUUUCCUCACAAUCUAAAAUCAGCUCAACCAGCCCCUGUCCUGGCAUUUCCUCUUUCUUCCAGAAAAAAAGUCAUGAAAGAAAUCUACAGGCUUCAGCAUCAAGACCAAAAACAGGACAUGGAUGUGGGUCUAUCAGUAAAAUAGGUGUAAAAGAAUGUGUUGAUGUUCAGCCAGACUUGCAGGAAAAACUAACUGAGGAACUGCACAUUGAUACAGAGGAAACUCAUUCUCCUCCUCCGAGUGAGGCCAGAGAAGACUUUGUAAACUGUGAACGAUGUGGCCAGGAAGUGUCGGUGUGGGAGAUGCCUGAACACAACGACUAUCAUUUUGCUCUGGACCUCCAGAAUUCACUUUCCUCCAUCUCCUCCAUCUCCUCCUCCUCCUCCUCCUCAGUGUCUCCUCUCAGAGUGGCAGCGGAAGGCACGGCCCAGUCCAUGCGGGGCAAAACCAAAACCAGAGGCCUAUCAGGACCUCAACCGAAAAGACCUCGCUCCCAAGGCGGAAGUACGACCACCCUGGAUUCUUUUUUCAAGAGAAAGUGAAGAUGUGCUUUAGAAAAAUGUUUAAAGAAAUUGGCCCGAAAAGCCACUGUUCUACCAAAUGAUUGCUGUUGGAAACAUUUUCAAGUACAAAUGUAUGUACAAAUUAAAAUUGAUGUAUACUUUGUUUUAUACAGGACUGAAACUUUUCAAUGAAUCAAUCAAUCAGAUGUUUGGUCCAAUCACUUUUAUCCCAAACCCCAAAAUGAAGAUGUCAUCAAGCGUUUUGUUUCAUCCACAAAUAAAUAAAAAUAUUUAUUUUAC
Molecule: messenger RNA, 2588 nt
Organism: Solea solea (common sole)
Lineage: Eukaryota; Metazoa; Chordata; Actinopteri; Pleuronectiformes; Soleidae
Gene: polh
Product: polymerase (DNA directed), eta
Exons: 10
Coding region: 138-2327 (729 amino acids)
Biological process (GO): error-prone translesion synthesis; response to radiation
Cellular component (GO): replication fork; nucleus; site of double-strand break
Molecular function (GO): DNA-directed DNA polymerase activity; damaged DNA binding
Source: RefSeq, a predicted model, not a curated record